This is a messenger RNA of Dracunculus medinensis (Guinea worm), 423 nucleotides long. The record is from the annotation of a GenBank genome assembly. Lineage: Eukaryota; Metazoa; Nematoda; Chromadorea; Rhabditida; Dracunculidae.
AUGAUUGAAUUUCUAAACGCACCGGAUAUUUCGGAUAGCGAAGACCAAAUCUUUAAGGGCGAACAUCAUCGAAUUGGUGGUUUCGGUCUGGAGUUAGGGUCGUCGUUAAGUAAGCGGCCGCCCAACAAGGGUGCCGAAUGGCCGUAUAAUUCGGAUUCAACUUCAUCCACCAACAAAUGUAAAUACAAUUGCGAAAGAGUAUCAACUGAUUCAACAAAAAGAAAUUGCGGUGAAUAUUUUGAUCGUGAAUCGCAUGAGUUUCGUGCUGUUGGUGAUGAUUUUGAUGGUCUGGAUGAAUGCUUAUCUGAAUCCGAUGAACAACCGGCUGAACUUGUACCGUUAGGAAUGCGAACUCUUAAUUUUGCUGCCUAUAAAAAACGUUCAAUUAAACGAAAGAAUCGAGUCUUCUCCGUUGUAGAUUAA